Molecule: messenger RNA, 692 nt
Organism: Acyrthosiphon pisum (pea aphid)
Lineage: Eukaryota; Metazoa; Arthropoda; Insecta; Hemiptera; Aphididae
Exons: 2
Coding region: 120-578 (152 amino acids)
Source: RefSeq, a predicted model, not a curated record
UUGAAAAACUUUGUUUUAUUUUGAUAACAAUUUGUCAUACAUUUUAUGGUCAAUUACUGAAAAAUGAUUUGGAAAACAAUUUAAUUUGUGGACUUUCUAAGAAACAAAUACAUGAAGCAAUGUCUUAUACUAAUAAUAAAUAUAAAAUCAAAGGUAUCGUUAAAAAUUUAGAGUGCUUGGAAGAACGAAACUUCACUAACGACCAAUGCUUGGCAGAACAGUAUAAAUUGAUUGAAUGUCUUCAAAAAGAAUACUUUUUGGCCAAAGAACAAGGGAAUGAGGUUACUGAAGCUAAUUUAGCAAAUAAAGACAAAAAACUUCAAGAUAUGAUUAAGAAACAUAACUUACAACAUAUUAUUGAUGAAAAUGAAGCAUUGGAUAUCAUGGCUAUAGACUAUGAAGAAACAAUCGUACAACAUUUGCAAUCUAUUGACAAUUUGAUGAAAAAAACAAUUUGUGUUGACGAUAUAAAUAAAGCGUUGACUAACACAAAAGUUGAACUGACUGCAGUGCUACGGCAGCAGAUAUUGAAAAAUAACACUGAUAAAAUAGGUAGACUUGGCAUAUAUUAUAAUUAAUAUUACCUUUAUUAAUAUUAGGUAAGUUCACAUGUGCCUAUUAGUUAGAUAAUACUUGGAUAAUGAUAUGAAUUCAACACAAAGAAAAAUUAAAUUAAAUAAUUGCUUAUUAUA